AGCCCGAGAGACCCGGAUGGAGAAAUGGCCGCCCCAACUGCGGGAGCAGGCGAACGGGCGCUAGUGCGCAGGCGCGACGUGCGGCGCAGGCGCAGGAGCCUCAGGAUGAGCUCUGUGUUUCUUUGCGUACUGUAUGGCGCCCGGUUCAUCUCUGCGCUUCCGUAUGGUGGCCGCGGGUGCCGGGGUGACCCGGCUGCUAGUGCUCUUGCUGAUGGUAGCCGCGGCUCCUAGUAGAGCCCGAGGCAGCGGCUGCCGGGUCGGGGGCUCCGCGCGCGGGGCUGGGGCUGACGGCCGUGAAGCUGAGGGGUGUGGCACUGUGGCAUUGCUGCUGGAGCAUUCAUUUGAGAUUGGUGAUGGAGCCAACUUCCAAAAGCGUGGCUCACUGCUCUGGAACCAGCAGGAUGGCACCUUGUCAGCGACACAGCGACAGCUCAGUGAGGAGGAGCGGGGCCGACUUCGGGAUGUGGCUGCCGUCAAUGGCCUCUACAGGGUCCGGGUCCCAAGGCGGCCUGGGACACAUGAUGGUUCAGAAGAUGGCGGCCAUGUGUCUUCCUUUGUCCCAGCGUGCUCCCUGGUGGAGUCGCACCUCUCGGACCAGCUGACCUUGCAUGUGGAUGUGGCUGGCAACGUGGUGGGCCUGUCCGUGGUGGUAUACCCUGGGGGCUGCCGGGGCUCCGAGGUGGAAGAUGAGGACCUGGAGCUGUUCAACACAUCUGUUCAGCUGCGGCCUCCCGGCACUGCACCAGGCCCUGAGACUGCAGCCUUCAUUGAGCGCUUGGAGAUGGAGCAGGCCCAGAAGGCCAAGAACCCUCAGGAACAGAAGUCUUUCUUUGCCAAAUACUGGCACCUCAUCCUGGGGGGGGCCGUGUUGCUCACAGCCCUGCGUCCUGCUGCCCCAGGGCCUGCACCAGCGCCAACGGAGGCCUAAUGGAUGUACAUCAUUCCAGUUGUGCUGUUCCUCAUGAUGUCGGGAGCGCCGGACGCCGGGGGCCAGGGCGGCGGUGGGGGCGGGGGCAGCAGCCGGUGAGCAGCUGUGCCACUUAGAGCCCCCCAGAGCCUCUUGUCCUUGGCCAGCCCAAGAAGGAGUUCCUGUCCCUCUAUCUCCCUAUUGCAUGAAUAUGGAGGGCUGUCUCUUCCCAGGAGCCCUCCUAGCCUUCUUGUGAGUCCCUCAUUCUGUCCCUGAGCCUCUCUCUGUUUCUGUUGACUGAGAGCUUGGGUGUACCUCCAUAUAGCCAGCUCACUGGCUUCUCUGGGCACUGCAACUGUGUCCCACCAUGUAGCACUGUGUCCCUCUGUCUGCUAAACAUCCACUAGCCCGCCCCACCCCACCCAACCAUACACUUUGGGAACUUGCCAAGCUCUCUCCAGCCUCUGUGCCUUUGCCCUGCAGGCCCGGUGCACCCCUCACUGUCACGCUCAGGCUCCUUGCCAAGGAUCUGUGGCCCAGAAGCCUCUGCUGUUAGUGGCUAGGUCUGCCUCCAGCCCACUAUCCAUGUGGCAUGCUGUCUUCUUUGCCCCUCCUCUCUGGUGCCCCAGAAUACCAUGGUGACUUCCACCACUAUCCUUUCUGUCUCUGGAUGUCCCAGCCUGGAUCCAUCACCAGGAGAGGAUUGUGGGCCUCCACAUUAGUCUGACUUGUGUGAAUGCACACUCUAGUGACUUGUGUGCAGGUUCUGAGAGCCGGUUUUGCACUAGCUGCUCGACAGCUGCUGCCGUGGCCGUGCUCUUGCACAUGUGCGGCCAUAGGCAUGGAGAUUGCUGUGCAGCGUCAGCUGUGAUGUGUGGCUGCUGAUUAAACUGUCCCCUAAACAGCCACUAUUCAGCUUGCUUCCUGCCUUCUGUGCUCGUAAAUAGUCCCGGGUUGCUGCUGUCGCUCGCCUGGUUUAUGUUUGAAUGGCUUUCUUAGGGCAUGUUACAGAGGGAUGCCUGGAUAGAUUAAAGUUUCUGUGA
This is a messenger RNA of Mastomys coucha (southern multimammate mouse), 1950 nucleotides long. RefSeq names its product ER membrane protein complex subunit 10 (gene Emc10). Gene Ontology annotation, cellular component: EMC complex. Bases 134 to 928 code for a protein of 264 amino acids. The record is from RefSeq and is a predicted model, not a curated record. The transcript has 8 exons. Lineage: Eukaryota; Metazoa; Chordata; Mammalia; Rodentia; Muridae.